CGUAGUAGUGUUCUGUCAUCUGUGCAAGCUUCAAUAAACAACCGAAGAAGGUCUGGCAGAGACUCCGUUUUCCCAAAAAGGUAAGAGAGAAGCGAAUAUGCCGAUUUCAGCUCUCCGUCUCCCAUUCCUCCGCCUCCUCUUACUCGUAUGCGUCGGCGCUACCGUCACCACCCUCGUCAGCGGAACCGACCACAUCGUCGGAGCCAACCGCGGCUGGAACCCUGGAUUCAACUAUACACUCUGGGCCAACAACCACACCUUCUACGUCGGCGACCUCAUCUCUUUUAGGUACCAGAAGAACCAGUACAAUGUGUUCGAAGUGAACCAGACGGAUUACGACAACUGCACCACUUACGGAGCUGUCGGGAACUGGAGCAGCGGCAAGGACUUCAUCCCGCUUGACAAGGCGAAACGUUAUUACUUCAUCUGCCCCAACGGUUGCUAUAACGGCAUGAAGGUCUCCGUCCUCGUUCAUCCUCUCCCGUCGUCGCCGACAGCUGCCGUUUCUUCUAACCAUUCAUCAUCCCAUGACAGCUCCAGCCAAGAUGUCUUCCGGCCGGGAUUGUCGAUUCUGGGGGCUCUUCUGGUUUCGCUUGCCUCCAUCUGGGUCUGAAUCUAGCUGGGUCCAGCUGGUUUAACUUCAUUUUGAUGUUAUUGUUGUUAUUGAUUCGAAUUGAUGUAAUGCAACAUUAAAUUGUAACGCUUUUACACAUUAUUAGUUUCAGUUCUUCCCCAAUUUUUUC
Molecule: messenger RNA, 743 nt
Organism: Nelumbo nucifera (sacred lotus)
Lineage: Eukaryota; Viridiplantae; Streptophyta; Magnoliopsida; Proteales; Nelumbonaceae
Product: mavicyanin-like
Cellular component (GO): plasma membrane
Molecular function (GO): electron transfer activity
Source: RefSeq, a predicted model, not a curated record